Molecule: messenger RNA, 1752 nt
Organism: Ceraceosorus guamensis
Lineage: Eukaryota; Fungi; Basidiomycota; Exobasidiomycetes; Ceraceosorales; Ceraceosoraceae
Exons: 1
Molecular function (GO): RNA binding; ATP binding; RNA helicase activity
Source: RefSeq, a predicted model, not a curated record
CAGCGGCUUGGAUUGAAUCCGAUACUUGCAGAGCAGGUGCUGCAAUCCUUUCCGCACCUUCACGAUCCAACCGCAGCGCAGAAAGAGCUGCUGGCUGCGCUUUACAAGCCCGCCGACGUUCUCAUGCGAGCACAUACAGGCACAGGGAAGAGCCUCGGCUUGCUUCUAGGCUUGAUGGCCAAGCCUCGUGUCGCAUUCAAACGCCCUUCUUCCUCUUCCAGCAGCUCCUCGGCUGCGCCUGGCGCAAGGGAAGAGAUGGUGAAGCACGUCUCCGCUUCGCUGCUCAUCGUCCCAUCGAAUGACCUGGCGCAGCAGUAUAUGCGAUGGGCUCGACAACUUUUCCCGCCGGACCGAUUGGCAUCCCUCGACCCUGUCAUCCAGAGUCAAGUACGAGGACGCAAUCACGAGGGACUCUCACCCGACGAACAAGUCGAGCGACUCAGAAAGACUUCGCCACACAUCAUCAUCUGCACACCCAACAGAUUGUGGGAGAUGCUCAACGAGCCAGCCACCGCGGUUUUGCUGCGCAUUCCAUCGCUACGAACCAUAGUUCUCGAUGAGGCUGAUGCGCUAUUGGACCUGCCCAUCAGCCUACACCGGGGCAGCAAGUGGGCAGACAGCACACAUCCCUCCACGUGCCUGUUAAGUCUCGACUGGAUUUUUCAGCGUAGAGGCACAUACUCCGGAGGGGAGCUUAUCGCCGCUGCUGGCCUAGAACAAGGCCGGGAGAGGAUGCUGGACGAGCGAAGACCGCCCAGUAGGGAGAGAACACAAGUCCACCGGAAUCGUGACAAGAGCGAAAAGAGCAGAUCCAAAUUGAUGUCCUUAUCGCCGUCAUCUACAGGCAAGGAUGAAGGCGUGAGCCUGAGAUUGAAAGGCAGGGAUCCACUCCAGUUGGUAUGCGUCAGCGCUACCGCUGGCUCCGUGCUGAGGCAUUUCAUGGGGGCAAGAACUGGCUGGAUACGGACAGGAGUGGAGCACGAGGGGCGCAAGCUCGCUUAUUGGGUUGAUUGCACAGGCCUGUCCGCCGGUGCAGCUGGAGCGACAGGGCAUUUGCUGCACACGCCCCUACAGCAAAGGAUAUGGAAAGACGAAGAGGCGGAAGUGAGGAAAUCAGUCUCUGAAGUUGCACCCAGUGCUACGGCUUUGCCACCUGGCUUGACACAUCACUGCGUUGUGGUCGAUCCUACCUCGGCGCCCGAAGACAUGGAUCAAGCGGAUGUAUCUCACCAAAAGUCUGCCAGUGAUGGACCUCUCUUGUCUAUCAGAGACAUGGCCCCUCGGCUCGCGAGAACGACAGAUGUGGAAAUGAGGGAACAUCGUGGAUCGCUCGUCCUCUCUUCGGUGCAACUUCAAGAUCACGUCAUCGACGAGCACCUGCUCGAUGCUUUUGCACUGCUUUGGACCUCAAACAUCGGAGAAAACCAACAAAGCAUGACAGCGCAGCCCAGCACAGAAGCCCCUCACGGGCGGUUGCUACCUGGUCCGGGCCAAAAUCUGCAGAGCCUCGUAGUCAUUCCGAGCCAAUGGUCGUUGAGAGGCGUCAUUGGCAAGCUGCGAGAGCUCGGCCUGCCUGCUCAAGCGCUCGGAGACGCGACCUCGCAACCCUCUACGGAGUCGCUAUACGUGCACGGAUCUGCCUCUCUUAGAGGCUUGGACAUACCCAAGCUAGAGCACGUCUACAUCAUUGGUGCUCAGGCCGUCCAGGACUCGCGACAUUACGUGCACAUAGCGGGACGCGCUGCAAGACUG